CGCCGGGAAACGGAAUGCCACGCAGAAGGAGCAUCUGCCUGCUGGUGCCUUGGGAUAAUGAACCACUGGUGCUGCCCCCGGGGCCUGACCCUGGCUACCCCAUCACGGCAGAGAUCAUAGAGGAGGAGAGGAAGGCAGCGCAGCAGCGGUUGUGCCGACUGCUGGGGCAAAAGGAGGGUUCAUCCAGCCCUGCCUCUUGGACGCAGGCAAGAUCCAGGACCCAGGGAACUCUCAAGCGGCUAAAGGCAGGCAUCCAUCAUUCCCAUCAGUAAAUGGCAGUGCUGCUGGCCCCCCAGCUGCGGG
Messenger RNA from Melopsittacus undulatus (budgerigar), 303 nucleotides. RefSeq names its product nuclear envelope pore membrane protein POM 121-like. The record is from RefSeq and is a predicted model, not a curated record. Lineage: Eukaryota; Metazoa; Chordata; Aves; Psittaciformes; Psittaculidae. Bases 15 to 272 code for a protein of 85 amino acids. The transcript is spliced from 3 exons.